Amphibalanus amphitrite is the source of this 1192-nucleotide messenger RNA. Its product is annotated as techylectin-5A-like. The coding region runs from base 11 to 1192 and encodes 393 amino acids. Lineage: Eukaryota; Metazoa; Arthropoda; Thecostraca; Balanomorpha; Balanidae. The transcript is spliced from 2 exons. The record is from RefSeq and is a predicted model, not a curated record.
CCACACCGCCAUGGCGCGUCCCCGGGCGGAGCACGGCGUCAGCCGUGUGAAGCACGUGAAGCGUGUGCUGCUUCUGCUGCUAGCAGCGGGGCAGUGGGUGGUGCCGGCUGCUGGUGGUGGCCUGACGCCGGCCGACGUCACAGCCAGAUGGGCGCAGCGGCUGCACUUUUGGCGGCUGACGGACGUGGCCUGGCCGCUGGAUGAGGCUGCCGUCUACCUGGCGCCGGCCGCUGCUGACGACUGUCACUGCCGUAACCUGUGUCUGGCCGACGAUCGCUGCGUCGCCGUCGACUAUCGCCUGACCGACACCGGGCCGCUCUGCCGCCUGGCCAGUCGUCGCGGCAACGCGACCGGUGCACCGGCCGAUGGCAGCGCCGUCUUCACCGCCGUCCGCGCCGGGCUGGCCGCGUUCGGCGAGCACUGCCUCUGGGACGGGGAGUGCGGCUGGGACGUGGUGGCCGGCCGCUGUCUGGCCGGCGUGUGCGCCUGCUCCGGGGACCGCCUGGGCGACCAGUGCGUGGUGUCCGACUGCCACCAGCUGCUGGCCUCUCCGGCCGGCGUGGCGCCCAGCGGCGAGUACUGGGUGCAGCUGGCGCCCGGCGAGUCGCCGCUGGCGCUCUUCUGCGACAUGGAGACGGACGGCGGCGGCUGGACCGUGUUCCAGCGGCGACAGAACGACACCGAGCAGCUCGACUUUUACCGCGACUGGCAGCAGUACCGCGACGGAUUCGGCAACGUCACCGGCCAGUUCUGGCUGGGCAACGAGCUGCUGCACCGGCUGACGGCGCGCCGACCUCAGCAGCUGCGCAUCGACCUUUUCAGCUUCGAGGACGAGCACCGGUUCGCCCAGUACCAGUCGGUGACGCUGGCCGGAGAGGACGACUUCUAUCGGAUUCAAGUGAGCACCUACAGCGGCAACGCUGGCGGCUCAUUCGGAUCGUGCAGCGGACAGCAGUUCAGCACGAAGGACGCCGAUCACGACACCUACAGCGGCUCGUGCGCCAAUAUGUACCGCGGCGGCUGGUGGUACAGCUCGUGUCACGGCUCCAACCUCAACGGCCUCUACCUGUGGGGUCCGACCGAGCUGUACGCCCGCGGAGUGGUGUUCUCCGGCUGGCUGGGCUACUACUACUCGCUCAAACACACCGAAAUGAAAAUUCGGCCCACAGACGUCAGCACCAGCACCAUGUAG